AUGAAUUCAACUCCUCACUUACUGCAAGAUCACAACUCCUUCUCUCGUACGAGUCUUCACCAAAUGACCUCUUCAGGCUCUUCCUCACCGACUCAACAAUUAGUCUCUGCCAAUCAUUCACUGUUCAAUCAAUGGAAUCAAGACCAUGACUCAUCUCAUACUGGACAAUCAUCCAAUACUCCUUCCGUAUUGAAUUCAGUGCAUGCAUCUUCUUCGACAUUAGGUUCGAACCACAGUUUUAUCUUUGUUGAAGAUUCCUUGUCCAUGUCCCAGAAUUCAAACUUGACGACGAGAAGAACCAAACAGAGAAAGACAAAGAAUUCUGCAUCUGCGACGACGACUCCCAAUAAAUCCACAGGACAUGUUCAAGUGACAGUAUUUCAUCAUCACCAUUACAUGUCUUCGAAAAAUUCAUCACGUUCAACCAACUCAUCGAAAAAGAAGAAUCCAAACAAGAUUGAAACGAGUGAUGAAGAAGAACAGAAAAAAGCCCUUUCCAAGCUAAAUCCUAGAGCAAAGAUUGAAAAGAAGUCUCAUUCGAAAAGUGGUCUUCAAUAUACAGUUGUGAAAGAAGAAGUUGUGAGUUGUAAGGAUGGAGGCGAGGUGAAUUAUGAGAUGGCCCUUGAAGAUGGAUUCAUUUGGUGGUCAUGGUAUUAA
Molecule: messenger RNA, 657 nt
Organism: Naegleria lovaniensis
Lineage: Eukaryota; Heterolobosea; Eutetramitea; Acrasida; Naegleriidae
Exons: 1
Coding region: 1-657 (218 amino acids)
Source: RefSeq, a predicted model, not a curated record